Messenger RNA from Aedes aegypti (yellow fever mosquito), 885 nucleotides. RefSeq names its product pyroglutamyl-peptidase 1. Lineage: Eukaryota; Metazoa; Arthropoda; Insecta; Diptera; Culicidae. The coding region runs from base 161 to 775 and encodes 204 amino acids. Gene Ontology annotation, molecular function: pyroglutamyl-peptidase activity. The record is from RefSeq and is a predicted model, not a curated record. The transcript is spliced from 2 exons. Gene Ontology annotation, cellular component: cytosol. Gene Ontology annotation, biological process: proteolysis.
UGACAUCAUCAUCGAGAUGCAUCAUCAACAGAGCUAAAGAGACUGAAAUACAGUCCCUUCAGAUAGAGCAUAAUCAGUGCACCAGCAGUAGUGUUAUACAGUCCCAUAUAAUAGCCCGUGGGUGGCGGUCGGACGAAGGAAAUAGCGAUCCGCUUCUGCGAUGGUGACCAGCACCAUCUACGUGACCGGAUUCGGUCCGUUCGCCGGCCACGAAGAACGCAACGCCAGCUGGGAGGCGGUCAAGCUCCUCCCCGACUCGUACCAGCACAAGGACACGACAUAUCGAGUGAAAAAGCUGGAAAUACCUGUUACAUACGAAGCCGUCGAUGCCGUAGUGCCGAAGAUCUGGAACGACAAUCCUACGCUGGUCAUCCACGUCGGUGUCCACGGUCGGAUUGAUUCGAUCAAUCUGGAAAAGUGCUCCUACUCGUCGGGUUAUUGCCGACCGGACUUUGCCAACAGAUGUUUACCGUGCGAUAAGAUAUCGCUGAACAGUGCCACCGAGGAGGGCAAGUGUGAACUUCUCGAGACCAAUUUGGACGUGGAUGCGAUUGCUCGGGAACUGGACGCGGUCAAGUGCUGCUGCUCGCGGGAAGUCGGCAGCUACCUGUGCGGAUAUAUCUACCUCAAAUCGUUGGACGUCGACCGGGACCGGACGUUGUUCAUCCACGUGCCGGACAUCGGCAAGCCGUACAGCUCGGAACAGACCAAGGAUGCCAUCUACCAGGUGAUGGACCGGUGCAUCCGACAACUGGACUCGAAGGGAUUGCUUUAGAACAAAGGGCUUUUGUUCGGAUGGAAUUGAACAGGCAGCUUAUUUUUAACCAAUUUGUAACUGAUAUUAGUUUUGGUAUUCGAUUUGAAUAAAUGUGUCUUUUAACCGGC